UCGAAAUAGCCUUGGCCAUGAUGGCAGAAUGGACGGUUCUACACACGCGCGCGUUUUGUUUGCGAUAUGCAUCGGUAUGCUACAGAUAACGACUCCGUACAACAUCCGCAACCACCCAUGCUGCCUGGAACCAAAUGAAAAUUUGACUCUAGCAAUGAUAAUAGACGCGUUCGAGAUAUACGGACACGAUCCUACAGAUAAGCUCGAUAAUUUGUGGCUCUACCAGAACGAGAUGUUGAGGAUAAAGACGGCAGAAGAUCAAUAUUUAAUUAACGAACGAGUUCACAUAGCGACCGAUCAUUUGGGUCGCUUUAUUAAACUACAUAUACAGGAGCUAAAAGUUCUUCUUAUAACACUGGACGAUGUCAUUGACAAUAUGCUGACAAUGUAUGAGAAUCACAACUCGAUAGCAGCUGAACGAAAGGCUACCUACACUGGUGGACCAGUGCCGAUGGAAUUUUAUAUUAGUCAAGAAUUUUACUGCGGCAAGAACGUUUAUAUAUUCUUUUCAGAGUUAUAUAGCGAUAUAUACAACAUGGGUAAAGGAAUAGCGCCAUAUUGCAAAGACCACUCGUUUGUGUUCUUAGGCUUCUUACAUUACCACGACGAGAACAAGUACUAUCUUAUAGACGAUCCGAGCAUAGCCUUCCCGACGGACAAUUAUUUACAUGGCUUGGAAUGCCAUAUCGGUAUUUGUAUAUUUAGGUUCCCAUUUAAAAAAUUAAUGCAAAGAGAAAGAGACGUCACUACCCUUCCGAAGGCAAUCGUGAAAUGCGGUCUCGUGAUGUACAAACUACCGCCAUUAACGGCCGCUUCGUGUAUCAUAACGUCUGGUUCUUUCAUAUUAGACUUCAACAUACAAGGAUUGCGAUAUCGACAUUACGAUUUUUUACUAACAACACCAAACGGUAACACGUACUACACAAAAGAAAACCACACGCCAUUAGUGUGCGACCAUCACGUCUGCGAGUGGAACUAUACCAAUCAUUACGGCGGUCCAUUCCUUAUCCCGGGCGAUCCAGGAACAGGCAUCGAUCCAGUGCCGCCAUAUAUAGAGCCUACGCCCAAACCUGAAGAGCAGGAAGAGGACAAUAUAACUGUGCCUUAUAUCCUCGAGGGCUGUUUGUUUAUGUACCCGCCUAAUUACGGUUCUAUAGCCGGCAAGAGCUACUUGGAUCAAGUCGACCUUCACGAUCAGAGAUUCACGUGCAACGCCGCAGGUAGUAACAAGGGACUCUAUUGGUAUCCGCAAUGGAUGGGCGCUGCGCCGCACCACCCGUAUCCCUCGAUAGUGGAGGAUAAAGGGGCUUUCGACCCCCCCGGUCCCUUCUAUCCACAUCAAAACUACGAAAUGAAUGAAGAGGAUGCGGACAACUAAUUGUAGUGUAUAUUUUUAAGAGAAAUAAAAGAUAUUGCCAACAUUCGAAUAAUCUAA
Messenger RNA from Nymphalis io (European peacock), 1435 nucleotides. RefSeq lists its product as uncharacterized. The coding region runs from base 29 to 1378 and encodes 449 amino acids. The transcript is spliced from 10 exons. NCBI's taxonomy places the organism in Eukaryota, Metazoa, Arthropoda, Insecta, Lepidoptera, Nymphalidae. The record is from RefSeq and is a predicted model, not a curated record.